UUUACUGGAGCGUGUGCUGUGUAGUCCUGUUAAAUUAAUCUCUCAUUGUUGGAAAAAAGUGAUUUUUCAAAUAACAAUGGCUUGUUACUAACACACACCAUGGAAAUUAACGUCUCCAUCCCGACACCAGUUGAGUAUAAUGUGACAGAGACGGAUAUAACGAUACAGGGGACGCUAGAGGCUCACCGCCCAAUCAAAAUUGGGAUAAUAUCAGUUUUGGGAGUGAUGAUAACGUUGGGAAACAUCGCAGUGGUGAUGGUCAUAGCUUCCGCUGUAUCGGGAUGGUCGAGAAACUCCCGGUAUUUCCUUUUAUCGUUAACCGGAGCCGACUCGGCGUUCGGGUUGCUCAUCAUGCCUCUAAAUCUGUGCGUCAGUUUCAUGAAGGAAUAUAACAAGGGCCCGGACCCGUUCUGUCACGUGGUGGCGUUUUUUAACGCGACUAUCUAUUCCACGUGCAUGUACACACUCGCAACCAUAAGUCUGGAGAGAUAUAUCGCCGUGUUUUACCCCUUAAAAUACUCCACCCUGCUGACGAGGAGGAGGGCGCUGCUUUUGAUCUCGUUCGCGUGGAUCUUCCCACCCGUCCUCCUCGUGCCCAUCUCGUUUCCAGCGGGCAUCAUUGAGGUUUACUUCUCGCGAGCGUCGCUCGUGUGCAACCCCCUGUACUCCAGCAACGUCACGUACUCGCUCACGUUGACGUGCUUCAUCUUCUUUCCGUGCUCUGCUAUCAUGACCUUCUGUAACCUCAGGCUCUGGAUAGCUGCUAGGAGACAGAGGGUCAGGCUGAGGAAACACAACUGGGGUGGAGGAUACAGACCUAAAGUGGCCUUACGUGUACUCGUGCCCGUCAUGACCGUGUACUACACCUGCUGGACCCCCUGCAUGGUGAUCAUGCUUUACAAUGCUAUUUCAGGCAGUGGCGUCCCAGAGUGGGUAGAGUUUAUUGCUGUCUGGCUACCAACCUCCAAUGGCUUCCUCAAUUGUAUCUUUUACUUCUGGAUCAACCAUAGCUUUAGAAAGAAAUUCCAUCUGGUCCUUCAGAAACUCUGUCUAGGACUCUGUCCAGGCACUGACACGGAUUCUGGUUGCGUCAGCUCCGCAGAGUCGUCCGUGAUUCCUGGAUGGAACAGUAACUACUCACUUCAUGAGCGAUUUUCUAGCGUGUCUUCCACCUGCACGUUAUUCACGCUCACGAGAACCGAGACCAACAUCCGUGAACCAGUACCGGCUUGAGGAACCUUUAUACCUUUUGAAGUUUUAAGGUCUCGCCUCUGAGGUGUCAUUAAUUUGUGUCCAGUUCUAGAUGGAAAAUAACUUUACAGAUAAGCUUCUUUUAAUCAUCAUUCUCAAAGGUUUCUCUGUCCAUAUCUUUGUUCUUUUUAGUUUAAUGGCUUUUGGUGCCUUUUUACCUUUUGAUGGCACUAUCUCAUAUUUACUCAGGAAAUGUCAUGUUUCUUUAAAGAAAGAUAUUGCAUUAACACACACACACACAUUUUUGCACACAUUUCUUUAUCUAGCAAAUCCGAUAUUAAGUAACUGAGGAAAGUUAACCUUUAAAUCUCAGUAAUGGAGUUUAUGCAGAUAGGGGAGUAAUUAGGCAGGUAAUGUAAAGGUCAGAUCAGCUAUGCCUUUUGGCUUUAACAUUUUCGCAUCAUGACAUUUUCUUUUCAAACAUUAAUUUUAUAUGUCCAGCAAAGUAGGCCUUUUUGUUACAUUUCAGGCAUUCUCUAUCCACCCAGGACCAGCAAAACCAAGUAAAUGUAUGGAUAUCAAAUUGGUGGGCUGAAAAAAGCUGCCGUGCUCAGAGGGUGAAAUUACGUGAAAGCACCACUUCUUGACUGUGUUGUAAAAUUGAACUUUAAAUCUGAAUUUUAAAUUUGUUUUAGCUUAAGCACUUGUUAAAAAAUGUGAGUUUUCAAGGUGAAAUGUCUGUGUGGUGGAGGUUUAAAUAAGCAUGCAUAUGAAAGCUGUUAAUGGAAGUAUUAUACAGAAAAAAAUUAUGUUUGGAUACUAAAUGUUUUCUGUGUGUAAAUAAUAAAUUUUUUAUACUGUUUAUAAAUGUUUAUAUAAAAUGUUAAGACUUCUGUUUGUUGUACAAAAAAUAAAGCGUCAAUGCCCACU
Paramisgurnus dabryanus is the source of this 2121-nucleotide messenger RNA. RefSeq names its product melatonin receptor type 1B. Gene Ontology annotation, biological process: G protein-coupled receptor signaling pathway. NCBI's taxonomy places the organism in Eukaryota, Metazoa, Chordata, Actinopteri, Cypriniformes, Cobitidae. Gene Ontology annotation, cellular component: membrane. The record is from RefSeq and is a predicted model, not a curated record. Gene Ontology annotation, molecular function: G protein-coupled receptor activity.